UCCACAUGCCAUCGUUUAGUCGAAGGCAAUUGGUGGCCAUAAAAAUGCUUUAUUGGCAUGCCAGCAAUCGCUCAAUGUUUGCUUUUAAUUUCAGCAGCUGUACGCUGACUGCCCUGUCAUAAUUUGUCAAUUGCGAGCUAAUUGUUUUCUCUUACCAUUUAUUAUGUGUUUUUCAGCCGGAGAGUUACAGACCAAAAUGAUGGCCACGUCACAGGAUUAUUUUGGCAAUCCCUAUGCCCUUUUCCGCGGACCGCCCACAACUUUACGGCCGCGUGAAUCGCCGCUUGGCGUGGGCCACCCGCACAGUCAUGGGCAUAUGCAUAGUCACGGCCAUGCCCAUGGACAUGGCCAUGCCCAUUCGCAUUAUGCGGCCUUGGACUUGCAGACGCCGCACAAGCGGAAUAUUGAAACGGAUGUGCGGGCACCGCCGCCGCCAUUGCCGCCGCCACCGCUUCCGCUUCCGCAGGCAUCUCCUAGGUACAACACUGACCAAGGAGCGAUGGACCAGCAAUUCUGCUUGCGCUGGAACAAUCAUCCCACAAAUUUGACCGGCGUUCUAACCUCGCUGCUGCAGCGGGAGGCGCUAUGCGAUGUCACGCUCGCCUGCGAAGGCGAAACAGUCAAGGCUCACCAAACCAUACUGUCAGCCUGCAGUCCGUACUUCGAGACGAUUUUCCUACAGAACCAGCAUCCACAUCCCAUCAUCUACUUGAAAGAUGUCAGAUACUCAGAGAUGCGCUCUCUGCUCGACUUCAUGUACAAGGGCGAGGUCAACGUGGGUCAGAGUUCGCUGCCCAUGUUUCUCAAAACGGCCGAGAGCCUGCAGGUGCGCGGUCUCACAGAUAACAACAAUCUGAAUUACCGCUCCGACUGCGACAAGCUGCGCGAUUCGGCGGCCAGUUCGCCGACCGGCCGUGGACCGAGUAAUUAUACCGGCGGCCUAGGCGGCGCAGGCGGUGUAGCCGAUGCGAUGCGCGACUCCCGCGACUCCCUGCGAUCCCGCUGCGAAAGGGAUCUGCGUGAUGAGCUAACGCAGCGCAGUAGCAGCAGCAUGAGCGAACGCAGCUCGGCAGCAGCAGCAGCAGCGGCGGCUGCAGCAGCGGUAGCGGCUGCUGGCGGUAACGUAAACGCGGCAGCUGUCGCCUUGGGUUUGACAACGCCCACUGGCGGCGAACGAUCUCCGAGCGUGGGCAGUGCCAGUGCUGCGGCGGCGGCAGCGGCGGUAGCAGCAGCAGUUGCAGCGGCCGCCAAUCGUAGUGCUAGCGCCGAUGGAUGCAGCGAUCGUGGUAGCGAGCGUGGAACUCUCGAACGAACGGAUAGUCGCGAUGAUCUGUUGCAAUUGGAUUAUAGCAACAAGGAUAACAACAACAGCAACAGCAGUAGUACCGGCAACAACAACAACAACAGCAGCAACAACAAUAACAACAACAAUAGCAGCAGCAACAACAACAACAACAAUAGAGAGCGCAACAAUAGCAGAGAACGUGAAAGGGAGCGGGAGAGAGAACGCGAGCGGGACAGGGACAGGGAGCUGUCCACCACGCCGGUGGAGCAGCUGAGUAGUAGUAAGCGCAGACGUAAGAACUCAUCAUCCAACUGUGAUAACUCGCUGUCCUCGAGCCAUCAGGACAGGCACUACCCGCAGGACUCUCAGGCCAACUUCAAGUCGAGUCCCGUGCCCAAAACGGGCGGCAGCACAUCGGAGUCAGAGGACGCCGGCGGUCGCCAUGAUUCGCCCCUAUCGAUGACCACCAGCGUUCACCUGGGCGGUGGCGGAAAUGUAGGUGCAGCCAGUGCCCUGAGCGGUCUGAGCCAGUCCUUGAGUAUCAAGCAGGAGCUGAUGGACGCCCAGCAACAGCAGCAGCAUCGCGAACACCAUGUGGCCCUGCCCCCAGAUUACUUGCCGAGCUCUGCUCUGAAGAUGCAUGCGGAGGACAUGUCAACGCUGCUGACGCAGCAUGCCUUGCAAGCGGCAGAUGCCCGGGAUGAGCAUAACGAUGCCAAACAGCUGCAGCUGGACCAGACGGACAAUAUUGACGGCAGCAGCGCCCGCCAUCACCUGUCGACCCCACUGUCGACCUCGUCGUCGGCCUCGCCCCCGCCGCCCCCUUUUGGGAUGCACCUUUCGGCGGCCCUGAAACGCGAAUACUACAUCGCCGCUGGCAAUGGUCACAACAACGGUCCACCCGCCUAUGGCUACAAUCAAGGAUCGGGCAAUACGCCAAAUAGUGCCGGAGGUCCGGGAUCAGGAGCUGGAGGAGUUGGAGCUGGCGGUGGCGCCGGCGGAGCAUCAGCAGCUGGCCAUAAUUCACAUCACACCAUGUCGUACCAUAAUAUGUUCACACCGUCCCGCGAUCCGGGCACCAUGUGGCGUUGUCGCUCCUGCGGCAAGGAGGUUACCAAUCGUUGGCACCACUUCCACUCCCACACCGCUCAGCGGUCCAUGUGUCCCUAUUGUCCGGCCACCUACAGCAGGAUCGAUACGUUGCGUUCACAUUUGCGAGUCAAGCAUCCGGAUCGCCUGCUCAAGUUGAAUUCGUCUAUUUAAGGGCGUGGCCGGGGCACAAAUACAGCCCAUCAACGCCAGCUUUAUCAGCAGCAGCAGCAGCAGCAGCAGCAACAGCAACAUCUACAGCAGCAACAGCAACCAGCUUACUACAUCAGCAACUUUAGCAACUACAGCAAUAGAUAUAGCUACAGCGAGAGUUUAUUGUAAAUCGCUGAAGUUUUAGGUGGAUUUUUUCUUGCAUUUAGUCGUCGUCUGUACAUUACCCACUAGUAGCUAUUCCAAGCAAUAAACAAUAACCCAAAACUAGUAGAACCGAAGAUGCUAUGGCAAAAACGAAACGCGUAAAAAACACACACAAAUAUAUUGAUAAUCUUAAAUAUAAACUAUUGGUAAACUUUGACACAAUCGUCCCAUCAAUUUAUACUAUAAAUGUGUAUAACUAAAACAAAUAUUAGGAAAAGGUUUCAGUUGCUAAUUAAGGAGAAGGAUUUACCCUAUAUAAAAUGAGGGCAGCGAAAGCAGAUCUAAAAAAAAAAAAAAACGUUUUCUAAAGCCACACACAACAAACCGUUUCAAAAGGUUUCUAAAUGUUGUUUCCUAAAAAAUAAAAACUAAAAAAAACAAAGUAAUAUAACUACACACACUAAUGAUAGAGAGAGAAAAAAAGGUCGAAGGAAAUAACUUUUGAGCUGAUACGGUCAGCGUAAUGGGGUCACCACCGAAAGCGCGGUGGGUCACCAGAUGGAGAAGAAGGAUUCAGCCACCACCACAGCAACAGUCACCCACAACUACUACUCAUACGAAGGUCACAUUAGGUUUUAGUUAACUUUAUCGUUUAAUGUUUAGAUCGUAGUGUUAACCAAUAUGUUCUGCAGAGUAGGCGCAACGGAUGAGGGCUACUCAACCAACUACAAAGAAAUUUUCAUAUACCUCAAAUGCAUUUCAGUUUUAUAUUGUUGAUUGCUUAAUUUUAAUCUAUGUAGACAUAACUAUACCACAUAUAUAUUACUUUUUAACCGGUUCCAAUUGAAGAUAGCCAAUAGUUUACCAAUGUUUUCCUCUGUUUUUUUUCAUCCUGUGUUCUCUACUUGAUUUCCGAUUUUGUCCUAUGCAUUAAGUUAAAGUUUAGGAUUAGCUCGAACCACUUGAACCACCUCACUUUUUUGUUAAGCUUUGUUUGUAUUUAUGGUCAAAUGUUUAUUUAGUUAAAGUACACUAAAAACUUAUAUUUUAUAACUCGAAGAAAAGAAAGUUAGUUGAUAUGAGGGCUAAUGAAAGAAAAUAAUCAUAUCACGAAAAAUCAACCACAAAAAAAAAAUACGAUUGGAAAAAUCUAUUUAGAAAUUAUAUUUUUAAUUUGCUUAAUUGUCUGCUCAAUUGGCAAGAAAUUGGAGAAAUUUUAUUAUGAUUUGUAAACGAUUAUCUUGCUCUUUGAUUACCAUAACCAAAACGUCCUCGCAGAGACGGCAAAAGUAAUUAAUUUUAAACAUUUUGUGAUAGACAAAAUUAUGUUUCGGCACAAAAUCAAUUUAAAAAACAAACAAAACAAAAAACACCUAUAAUAAAGCAAAAUAAAAUAUAAAAUUAAAUGUGAUAUUUUCGGCACAAAACUUUACAAACAAUUAAAAAAAAAAGCGAAAUAAAAAAUAACAAAAAAAAAUCAAAUAUCUUGAAGGAGAAGCAACAUUUGGCUAAAGUUGCUUGCCUUUUGCAUAUUUAUUUAGAGGAUUUUUUUGUUAUAGAAUUAUUCAAAAUUGUUAUCUUUCGGUCCAAAGCACAAAAUGUAUAAAAUUACUUUCUAGUUACCCUUUAAUCUUACUUUUAUUUUAAAUUUACUUUCUUAAUUUUAAGUUACGAGCAUGUGCGUGUGUAUAUAUCUAAUUAAAAACCAAAAUAUGUACACACAGAGAUCAUAAUUUUAUUUAGUUUUACGUUGAUUGAGUUGAAAAACUUUAAGCCAAUAAACUACCGCAAAAUUAAAAACAAUUACAAAAAACAAAAACAGCACAGAUGUUAAGGCAAACCACUACUACACACAGAUUUAUGUACCAAAAAUGUAAUAAAUAUGAAAUUAUAUAAAAAAAAAAAAACAAAAAACAAAAACUAAGCAGCGAGAAACCAAAAGAAAACUAACUAGAGAAAGCUGAAGAGGAAACUUAGCUGGAUUUUUCUAACCUUUUUUCCCAUACAUAAGCGUAAAUCGUAAACGAAAUAUUUUUAUACAUCCAUCUUGUAAUCGGCCGAUUGAAGAGGAGAGCUACUAAAGUUUUGGGCCUGGAGAGGGUUGCUCUGUGGAUUUGGAAACUGGGAUUUCAAUUCCAAUAACUCCACUUUCGUCACGCGUGAAAACAAAAGAACAACAGCGAGUUGUAACUAACUUUAUUUUUGCUCUACAGUUACAAACUCAAUUGAUCAAUAUGCAAAUACAAAUGUGGCACACACACACACACACAGCAAUGGAAAAAUAUUAUUAACAGUUUUUUGUCGUCUACCAGUUUAAAUAAAUCAAUCCAUUAAGAAAUAUAUAUAUCAAGCGAAUAUAUAUAUAUGUAUUUCAAAUUUAUUCAAAUUAAAAUCAAAAAUAUAAUUCACUAGCAGCAUUUAAAUGUCAAGCAAAACAGCAAAUAAAACCAAAUAAAAUUUAUGAUUAUUAUUAUUACAUAUAUCAACAACACUCGUUUCAUGUUCUGCCCUUCAUUACCACGUCCCUCUCCUUGGAAGCACAAUUCAAAUCGUUAGGUUCGGGAUCGAGUUCGGAUUUGGGGUUUCGGAGUUCCAUUUAGGGUGUCUGGGUCGAGUUUGUGGGUGGACAUUUCAUUUUACAGGGCCAACGUACCUAUGUGGAUGGCAAUUUUGGUAAAUGGGUAAGUCAUUGGUUUGUUGUGGUAAGUUAAAUUUAUUUUGUAUAGAUUUUUUAUUAUAACUGCAAAGGAACAUAAAGCAUAAAUAAACUAUAUAAUUCUUAAAAGCAAAUAAU
Messenger RNA from Drosophila eugracilis, 5486 nucleotides. It is a transcript of the gene fru, whose product is annotated as sex determination protein fruitless. The transcript has 7 exons. Gene Ontology annotation, cellular component: nucleus. The record is from RefSeq and is a predicted model, not a curated record. Gene Ontology annotation, biological process: regulation of transcription by RNA polymerase II. Gene Ontology annotation, molecular function: protein binding. The coding region runs from base 164 to 2548 and encodes 794 amino acids. NCBI's taxonomy places the organism in Eukaryota, Metazoa, Arthropoda, Insecta, Diptera, Drosophilidae.